Molecule: messenger RNA, 834 nt
Organism: Trematosphaeria pertusa
Lineage: Eukaryota; Fungi; Ascomycota; Dothideomycetes; Pleosporales; Trematosphaeriaceae
Exons: 3
Coding region: 1-834 (277 amino acids)
Biological process (GO): vesicle-mediated transport
Molecular function (GO): protein-macromolecule adaptor activity
Source: RefSeq, a predicted model, not a curated record
AUGGAAAUCAGACACCCACGACGAAUUCUCGCUGUCGGAGCACCAGAAUCAGGCGUUCUCAACCUACUCAGAGAUCUCACAGGUUCCGCACCCGAGCUCGUCUCCGACACCACCGCCGGCCUCUCCCACGAAUGGCACCUUGAAACCAAGUACUACACCGCCAAGCUCCCCAUCUGGAUCGACGAGAUACCCAUCGUUUCCGAAUGGCGCUCCGAAUUUACGAAGCCCGAAGCUAGGGAAGUCGUGUCCGUGCUUGCCGCAUGGAUCUUCUGCUUCAGGAAACCCGUCACGAACAAAGACGUCGAGGUUGUGAAGGAGACACUGCAGGCGAUUGCGGAUGUGAUUGAAAAGGCAUGCGGAUAUAGCGGCGAGAUGGUGUGUUUAGCGGUUGCCAUGCCGCAGAGCACGACACCAUAUCUCGAGAAGAGCGCCGAGGAGUGGGAAGAGGUGUGUAUGGAGUAUGGAUUUGAGUUUGUGGACAGCGAGGCGAAGGGGAAGAAUGAGUUUGGGGAGGACAUGGGGAUCAAGAGAGUGGAGGAGGCGCUUAAGGCUAACGAGUGGGAUGGUGAUAGUGGAGCGGCGGACUUGGGAUUCGAUGAGGAAGAAGAGUUCGGAGAGGGGCUUGAUGCGGAAGAGAGGGAAAUGGGGAUGGAGUUGUUUGGUAUGAAGAAUGCGGUCCAUGGGUUGGAGGAGGAUGAGGAGGCGCAAGUCGAAGAGCUGGAGAAUUUGAUGCGGCGCAUGGUUGCUAUUAAAGAUAUAGGCGAGGAUAUGCCGGAAGCCGACCGCAAACGCUUCGCCGCCAAAGCCGUCAACGAUCUAAUGAAGGACCUAUGA